Messenger RNA from Toxorhynchites rutilus septentrionalis, 771 nucleotides. RefSeq lists its product as uncharacterized. The coding region runs from base 1 to 771 and encodes 256 amino acids. Lineage: Eukaryota; Metazoa; Arthropoda; Insecta; Diptera; Culicidae. The record is from RefSeq and is a predicted model, not a curated record. The transcript has a single exon.
AUGGGAGGCCUUCCUGACACACACUACCGAAAGCCGACCUCUACGGACCGGUAUAUAACAUCCGACUUCAACUAUUUCGGUGCACAAAAGCAAGCUGCCUUUCGUUCGAUGUCACAUCGUCAUUUCCAGAUUCCGAUGGAAAAACGUGAAUUUGAAGCAGAAAGGAAGAAAAUCCAUGAGGCUGCUUUCUUGAAUGGUUACAACGAAGGCUUCAUGAACAAUAUCCUCCGGAAACACGAACGGAAAAAACACCGCCUAAACGCUACCACACUUCAUCCGCAGAAAGGGGAUAUUCAGAGGAUCAGCUUUCCGUUCUACCCAAAAGUGACAAAUGCCAUUCAAGGAGUCCUUAAACAACACGGGUUUCAAACAGCCUAUAAGAGCGCUCAUACACUGAAAGAUCUUCUGUGUUCCCUCAAGGAUAAGAUCCCGCCGGACGAAAAGUCCGGUAUUUACGAGAUUCCGUGUAAAUCUUGCCCGGCGGUGUACAUUGGCCAAACCCGUCGUAAGCUAAAGGUACGUUUGAGGGAGCAUAGAAACGCUGUGGAAAAUAAGCGACUCAACGAAUCGAGUGUAGCAGCUCACUCUACGGGGCUUAAUCAUGAAAUUUACUGGGACAACGCGAGACUCAAAAAGUGUGUCAGGAAGGCAUCCCAUCUAAAAGCAUGGGAACCCAUGUACUUCCACACUGCUGAGCCGUCGCUUACGAAUGAGUUUGAAGCUCCGAUUACAUCGAAUUUAUUCAACUUGGCCAAACAAAACAUUCAAUGA